Molecule: messenger RNA, 1138 nt
Organism: Ctenocephalides felis (cat flea)
Lineage: Eukaryota; Metazoa; Arthropoda; Insecta; Siphonaptera; Pulicidae
Exons: 3
Coding region: 47-1135 (362 amino acids)
Source: RefSeq, a predicted model, not a curated record
UUUUCCAUUAUGGAUAUAUGAACUUUAUCAAGUUGAAAAAAACUGGAUGGAAGCGGAAAAAAUCAGCACAACUUCAAUAAAUGUUUCUGAACAAUCUUGUGAAGUUGAAAGCAUCAAUCAAUGUACUUUUGAUCUGCACAAGACUCCUAUGCAUAGAUUUCGAAGGGCAUCAGAAAGUUCUUUGGAGAGUGUAAGUUAUUCUGAAAUAUAUUAUUUGGACGAUCAAAUGUACAAUACAGAAGAGAUCGUAGAAAUACAGAAAGUAUCUGAAAGUAGAAGUGAUGCCAAAAUUGAUGAGGUCAUUGAAGUUAAAAAAGGUAUGCUCGCAGACUUUCCUCACGUGACGCCCUUACCAAGAAGAUCGCGAUUGGCAGAACCCUCAAUUGUAUAUAAACUUUACGACGUUAUUAAAAGUUCAGUUAUAAGUGAAUACCAGCCUUUAACUAUUAAUUUAUUUCAAACUAAUAUAACGGAAGUGGACCUUCAUGUCGACAUUGAUUCCCGAAUUCCAACAUCUCUGAAAGAUUUGCCAUCAAAUGAUUUUGAGAAAAACACAAAAGAUAAUUAUAUUACUCGCCAGUUAAAAUUAAUAUGCAAGGACAGUGGUGAUACUUUGGAAGGAGACUUUUUUAAGUCGAAGGUCCCAAAGAAAAUACCAGUCAAAUCUAGCCAAUCUAACAAGGAAUUUAACGGUAUACCAUUGCAGUUGGGAGCAGUUACUAAUCUUCUAAAUAACCAGAUCUUUUCUGGGCAAACUAUUACAGAAAAUGCCUUUUCUUUGGUCAAAAUUUUGCAGAAUUUUGCGAACGCCGAACGAGUACACAAAAUAAGAACAGUUGGACACCAUCAACCACCUGCACAAAGAACUAACAACUUGACUGUUGAUAAUCAUAGCAGCUAUUUCGCAAGAGGUUUCUUCACACAAUUAAAUAGAAAUAAUAUUCCUACUACCAUUAUUGCAAGGCCUUGUCCAAAUGUACUAACUGUUCGAAGACAAGUUCGAAAUGUGCCAACAGUUCAAGAACUGAACAAUAAUGUAAGACAUAGUAUAUCGAAUCCAAAUCCGAUACAGAAAAGAUCCCAAUCAAAAAGUGGGCUAACAAGUUACGUUAAUCUGGGAUUUAUGUGUCGAUAAAUA